Messenger RNA from Fulmarus glacialis (Northern fulmar), 1142 nucleotides. RefSeq names its product TIA1 cytotoxic granule-associated RNA binding protein (gene TIA1). The record is from RefSeq and is a predicted model, not a curated record. The annotation marks the transcript as partial. The transcript has 12 exons. Gene Ontology annotation, molecular function: RNA binding. NCBI's taxonomy places the organism in Eukaryota, Metazoa, Chordata, Aves, Procellariiformes, Procellariidae.
AUGAUUGCGUACGGUGAUCAUAACUGCCAUUUCUAUACGUGGAAAUCCGUUUGCUAUAGGUACGUGGGAAACCUGUCAAGAGAUGUGACCGAAGCUCUAAUCCUCCAGCUGUUCAGCCAGAUCGGACCAUGCAAAAACUGCAAAAUGAUAAUGGAUACAGCUGGAAAUGAUCCGUACUGUUUUGUAGAGUUCUAUGAGCACCGGCACGCGGCUGCGGCACUGGCUGCUAUGAAUGGCCGGAAGAUAAUGGGUAAGGAGGUCAAAGUGAACUGGGCGACGACCCCCAGCAGCCAGAAGAAAGACACCAGCAACCAUUUCCAUGUCUUUGUCGGAGACCUCAGUCCUGAAAUCACAACUGAAGAUAUAAAAGCAGCUUUUGCGCCAUUUGGAAGAAUAUCAGACGCGCGCGUGGUUAAGGACAUGGCGACGGGAAAAUCUAAAGGAUACGGCUUCGUCUCCUUCUUCAAUAAAUGGGAUGCAGAGAAUGCGAUUCAGCAGAUGGGCGGUCAGUGGCUCGGUGGAAGGCAAAUCAGAACGAACUGGGCGACAAGAAAACCUCCGGCUCCGAAGAGUACAUACGAAUCAAACGCCAAACAACUGUCCUACGACGAUGUGGUCAAUCAGUCCAGCCCGAGCAACUGCACUGUGUACUGCGGAGGUGUUACUUCGGGACUGACAGAACAGCUGAUGCGCCAGACCUUUUCUCCCUUCGGGCAGAUAAUGGAAAUUCGAGUCUUCCCAGAUAAAGGCUACUCCUUUGUACGGUUUAAUUCUCACGAGAGUGCUGCGCAUGCGAUCGUUUCUGUCAACGGAACGACUAUCGAAGGACACGUAGUGAAGUGCUACUGGGGCAAGGAGACGCCAGACAUGAUCAGUCCGGUCCAGCAGAUCGGCUACCCGCCGGCGUACGGGCAGUGGGGCCAGUGGUACGGCAACGCCCAGAUCGGUCAGUACGUGCCCAACGGCUGGCAGGUCCCCGCCUACGGGAUGUACGGGCAAGCGUGGAAUCAGCAGGGCUUUAAUCAGACGCAGUCUUCGGCGGCGUGGAUGGGCGCCAACUACGGCGUGCAGCCGCCGCAGGGGCAGAACGGGAGCGUGAUAACCAACCAAACGGGAUACCGCGUGGCGGGCUUCGAAACGCC